AUGCCCCUCGCCAUAGGAAGAAAUAAAGAGGCAAGAGGCGUUAAAUCUGAAAACCAAAUCCAGCAAUAUGGAGAAGUGAACCAACUAGGAGGAGUGUUCGUCAAUGGUAGGCCAUUACCAAACGCAGUGCGAUUGCGGAUCGUGGAAUUGUCCCAAGUAGGGAUACGGCCCUGUGAUAUCUCCAGACAACUCAGGGAGCUGAAACAAAAAGACCCCGGCAUCUUCGCCUGGGAGAUCCGCGACCGUCUCCUAUCCGACGCCGUCUGCGACAAAUACAACGUGCCCUCAGUCAGCUCCAUCAGCCGCAUCCUCCGCAACAAGAUCGGCACUCUCGGCCCGCCCGGCCACCCGCAGCAUCCCCACCCCCUCUACAACGCCAUCUACCCCUCUUACCCCUACCCGCAGCAGAAGCUGUCGCCACUGUCGCCAUCUUCACCGUCCCAGCGACACGGAACUGCCCACUGCUGGCCAAGCUCGCACUCAGUGAGUGAUAUCUUGGCGGGGGUUCAUGCGGCAGCGUUCAGGGGCGGCCAUGACCCGCCCCAGGGGCCGCCCGGGAUGGAUGCGGGGACACAGAACUACAACUAUUACAUGUACUUUCAGUCGGGGAACGGGGCGAUGCAUAUGGGGGCGCACCAUCCCUUCAACGGGGCGCAUAUUUGA
This is a messenger RNA of Phaedon cochleariae (mustard beetle), 663 nucleotides long. The record is from the annotation of a GenBank genome assembly. Lineage: Eukaryota; Metazoa; Arthropoda; Insecta; Coleoptera; Chrysomelidae.